Rotaria socialis is the source of this 801-nucleotide messenger RNA. Lineage: Eukaryota; Metazoa; Rotifera; Eurotatoria; Philodinida; Philodinidae. The record is from the annotation of a GenBank genome assembly.
AUGUUAGUAAGACCUGUAAUGAUGGUGUUACAUUCACUUUGGAUAGUUAUUACAUUGCAAGAAAAAAGUUGGAUUGAAAAUAAAAAAAAAUUAGCUGAAAUUGAUCGAAACAAUUCAAGUUCAAAUGAUGAAAUGCCAAAUGAACUUAUUCAAGGAACAGCUUUCACGGCUGGUUUAUGUCCUCCAUCAUUAGCUGUUCGUUCAUUAUUCAGUGUAAACUUUUGGAUAUUUUAUUGGAAUCUUGAAUAUCAACGUAUUAAAUUAUCUCGAAAUCUUCCAGCAUAUUUAACAAGUCAAGGUGCAAAAGUUCCGAAUACAGCUCAAAUAAUUCCUGUUUUAACAAAAAAAUUUUAUUUAUUUGAUAAUGAUAAAAUAAAUAUGGAAAUCAUUAAGUUAAGAUCAUUAAUAAAAGAUAAACAUUUUAUUAAACUUUCUGAUUAUUACAAUGAACUUAAUUAUCCAAUUGAUUUUAUGAUUAUCUAUAUUGAAGAAGCUCAUGCAUCAGAUGGAUGGAAAUUUGAUCGCCCUAAAUAUAGUUUUAUUAAAAAUCAUAAAAAUAUUCAAGAUCGAUUGAAUGCAGUUAAAAUGUUAAUUGAAAUAACUAAUAUCACCAAAGAAAAUCAUUUAUCCAUUUAUUCUGAUACAAUGGAUAAUCAUACAAAUCAUUUGUUUCGUGCAUGGCCUGAAAGACUUUAUGUUUUACAUAAUGAUCAAAUAUUAUAUCAAGGUCAGCCAGGGCCUAGUGGCUAUUCAAUUCCAACUUUAGAUUAUUUUUUAAAAAGAAAUGUUAAGAAACAAUAA